CUUGGACGGGACUAAGUUCGCUCGUCCUUUGGUAGCUUGUGAAGGAGUUGCUUGGCUUGCUUUUGCACGAGCUUAUUAAGUUGUAAUCUUCUGUUCGGUAUGGUAGGGAUUUGUAUCUGGACAGGUGAGUUAUUAUGGAGACUUGGGGAAUGGUAUGAUCUUUUCGUAGAGAAAAGUAUUGACGUCGAGGAUUUCCCUCCCCUUCCAAUAAUCAUCCACCAGCCCUGUUCUGGCCCACGGUCAGCUCAUCCCGCUUGCAUUUUGUGGGGUAACGAAAGCAAUCCUAGAUUGAGCUUCUUCUUCUUCUUCUUCUUCUUCUUCUUCUUCUGCUUUUCAUCAAUUAUUAUCUUCUUUCCAUCUUAUCACAGUCUUCUUCUUCAGCUGCUGGUCCCCCCCCCCCAAUUAAUUCCUUUUCUCUACACCAUUAUUUGACCGCUACCAAGCUCCCCGGAUUCUCUUUAUGUCUUGACCCCUUUCAACCGGCUGACUCAACAUCUUUAUUCACGAUUGCCUGAUUCCAACUACA
Molecule: messenger RNA, 526 nt
Organism: Aspergillus ochraceoroseus IBT 24754
Lineage: Eukaryota; Fungi; Ascomycota; Eurotiomycetes; Eurotiales; Aspergillaceae
Exons: 2
Coding region: 100-432 (110 amino acids)
Source: RefSeq, a predicted model, not a curated record